GGCGUGUCCUGCCAGGAAGGCGCGUGGGAACCGUAAUAACGUACGAAACAACAACAGAGGGUGCAAAUUGACGCUCAGCGCGAACCGUGCUUUAUCAAAUAUCGAACGGAGUUAUCUGGCGAAAAAUAACGACCGAUAGCUUUUAACGUCAGCUCGCACUUACUUGAAUUGAGACUUUGGUCGUCGGUAUGCCGCGCGCCGUUGCUGACUUCUUUAGCUAAGCUAGCAGUUAGCUGCAGUGACGGGCAAUUGUUGUUUUUUUACUUUGGCCCAAGUUGGUGGUAAACGUUUGUUUCGGUCUGAUGGUGUGAUGAUACCAUGAAAAACAGCUGAUGAUGCGCACACAGCUUUCAGAUCAUUUGUGACUGGGUUUGCUGGCCGAUAAAGACAAAAAGCGUCCGGAUGAUGGCGUCCACCGAAGGGGCUGUUGAAGAUGCCGGGGCACGCGCAUCCGGCCAGGGAGAUGAGGCACCAAAGGCACAAGAAGCCUCGCUGAAGAGGAAAAGCGCUGAGCCCAAAAAGCAAACGGCGAAAAAGAAGAAAAAGGCCCGUGCGAGCAGGGCGGCCCGGCCCGGCUACACGGUCCACGAGGGCGAGGACAUGCUCCUCGUCAUAUCCAGCAGCGCCUCGCAGUACGACGGCUCCGUCUGGGCCCCCAAGAAGAAGCGAGGCAAGAAAAAGAACGCUGCUACUUCCAAAGGAAAAGGCAAAAAAAACGCUGCAACAAAGAAGAAAAAGAGCAAAACGAUUCUUCGCACAGCGGCUGUCGAGGAAAGAGGGGAGGAGAUGUUUGUGGCAGCGAAGCCGAGCGACCACAGAUGGGGGCAAAGUCUUCCUGAGGAGGUUCUGGUCAAUAUUUUUAAGAUGGUGCUCACGCAAGAUGGUGCCAUCCCCUUUCUGUGCAGGGCGGCAAGAGUGUGCCGCCUGUGGAACGCCGCCGCCGCCACUCCGGUCCUGUGGCGCAAAGUCGCCGUCGGUCACUGCUGGGUCGCGCCGGGCAAAAGUCAGCUGCCAAAAACGCAGAGCCAAAUUAAAGACACAGUAGACUGGCUGGCACAGAACAGAUUCUCUCAGUUGCGGGAUUUCUCGCUCCAUCAUUGGAGCAAAAAUGUUGACCAUGCAGUAGACGUGGUGUCGCAGUUCUGCCCUCACUUGAGCGCCCUCACGCUCUCCUACUGCACCGGCCUGACGGCGACGGCCUUCCGGAGCCUGGGCCGGCACGGCCGCUCGCUGCGGCGCUUAAACCUGCAGUACGCGGAGUUUCAGGUGGAAGGUCUUCUCGCUUAUCUGGAAAGUCACGGCGCUCAGAUCCGGCAGAUCUGGUUCACUCACGGUUGGAAGAACGACCGAGUCCUCGCCAGCAUCUCUAGGGGAUGCUGUCCCGAUCUGGAGUUGCUGGAGGUGAACACGAGGCUGGACAGUAAAGACGGCGAACUGGCCGUUUGCGUCCAAGCGCUGCAGACGGCUUGCCCCAAACUUAAGACUUUCCGGAUGCUGAACAUCCACCCGCUGCACAAGAGCAUGCGUAAUGCUGCUCAAUUAUCUCCGGGCUUCCCCCUGCUGGAGGAGCUGUGCAUCGCCACCGCGUCGUACUCCUACGUGACCGACAAAUACCUGCGGGACAUACUCUUUGGCUCCCCCCGGCUGCGAGUGCUGGACCUGCGGGGCUGCUCGCAGAUCACGUCGGCGGGUCUGGCGGCAUUGCCGUGUCUAGAGCUGGAGUGCCUCUUCUGGGGUCAGUAUUUCAGCAGUCACGUGGUCUCGUCGUCCUUGAAGAAGGGGCUCCACGCCGUGACGCAGAAGUGGAAGCACACGCUGCGGCAGCUGGACGUGGCCAAUCAGCUUUUCUCCGAGGAGGACCUGGAGUUAGCCAUGUGCCACCUGGCCAGCGCCAACAACGCCAACAUCCUGCACUCGCUCAACCUGAGUGGGACCAGAAUCACGCCGGCUGCCCUGAGGUCUCUCAUCGGCCAAAUGACGGCGCUAGACUACCUCAACCUGUCCUCCUGUCGGUCUCUACCCAGAGGGCUGAAGAGGGUUUACCGGGGACAAGAGGCCAUUCGCCAGUUGCUGGACAAAUUGGAGUAGAGCUCAAACCGCGCGAGGAGGCUCAUUAAGAUUCUUUAACUUUUGCAAAAAGACCACAGCGCAGCCUGGAGUCACUCAAAUGUUUUGGCGUCCAAAUACGCACUUAUUUCAUUGAUUUGGGGAAAUAAAUGUAGACAGUUCA
Molecule: messenger RNA, 2230 nt
Organism: Phyllopteryx taeniolatus (common seadragon)
Lineage: Eukaryota; Metazoa; Chordata; Actinopteri; Syngnathiformes; Syngnathidae
Gene: fbxl6
Product: F-box and leucine-rich repeat protein 6
Exons: 10
Coding region: 403-2088 (561 amino acids)
Biological process (GO): SCF-dependent proteasomal ubiquitin-dependent protein catabolic process
Cellular component (GO): SCF ubiquitin ligase complex
Molecular function (GO): protein binding
Source: RefSeq, a predicted model, not a curated record